UGUAUACGUCACUUAUGUCAAAUUUUGCUGCUGAUCCUAUCAAAUGGAAAUAAAAACUGUUACAUUUCUGAAAACCGGUCAGUAGAUCAUCGUGCAGAUCUUCGAAAAUACGUAAAAUACCAUGAAAGAGAAAGUAAACGAAGCUAAUUUUGAUGACCCUGACUUUGACUACGUGGUGGAAAUCAAGGAAGGCGAAAAGAUAUGUUUCGGUUCUACAAUCCCAAGAAGCACAGCCCCUAUUGGCAAAGAUUUAGCUCCUAAUCAGAAACGGAUAACUCCAGAAAAUUUUCCUAACAUAGCGCCUGGAAAAUACAAUAGUCAAGAAUACACUUCUGCCAUGUACAAAACACUACAUAAGCAUUUAAUUCUAGAUUAGGAGUAGGAAAGGGGUAGGUCCUUUAGCUAGCAAAGACAGUCGAUUCAAGGAGAAAAUCACAUUCAGAACACCAUCCCCAGGAAGAUACGAAAUCAGAGCUAAGCCAGACAUGACAGGAAAGCAAUGGAAAGCUCCUUUUUUGAAUAGCAGCAAAGUGAGAGAGAUGGAUAUCGACGACAACCCUGGUCCAGGAACAUACGAUCUGAAAAGGAUCAAUAAAAGCCACCGUACUAGAUAUGUGUACAAUUUCGGACAUCCUGAAAUGAUACAUUGUGUAGAAACAGUCUGCGUUUCCAAGCCACAAGACUCAUGUAUGAAGUGCGAGAAACUAUGCGAAGGCGACUACUGGCAUAAGGAGUAUUCCACCUUCUUGUGUCAGAUGUGUUGGUACGAGGAGAGAAUGACCCAGGAAACUUUUACGGAAAAGGAAUUGAAAGAAUUUAAGAAAAUAAGGAACUGCUCCUUCAUGCAUGAUCACGAGAAGACGACGGCUGCUUUGAAAAUCUUGCCUCAAAAUAAAAUCAACAAGAAGAUAAGACUAGAAAACUAUUUAGAUAUGUACAUCAAAUGCUGAACACAACAUAGCAGUAACUAUUUUUCCACUUAUACAAUAUAAAAAGUAAUAAAGCUGUCGAUAUAGUACAA
Acanthoscelides obtectus is the source of this 1021-nucleotide messenger RNA. Lineage: Eukaryota; Metazoa; Arthropoda; Insecta; Coleoptera; Chrysomelidae. The record is from the annotation of a GenBank genome assembly.